Molecule: messenger RNA, 699 nt
Organism: Capronia coronata CBS 617.96
Lineage: Eukaryota; Fungi; Ascomycota; Eurotiomycetes; Chaetothyriales; Herpotrichiellaceae
Exons: 1
Coding region: 1-699 (232 amino acids)
Source: RefSeq, a predicted model, not a curated record
AUGGCUCGCUCUCUCGCCGCUCUUUUCACAUUCUCCCUCUUCGUCCUACCCUCUGUCUUGGCCUAUGGACAAGCCCUACACAUACAGCACUCAUUGGCCCUGAGUGCCCUCGUUGUCCUCCCCAAUUACUUCGCCCCAGCCGUGUCGGCCUACGUCGUCACCGUCCCAACGGGAUUUAAACGGAAUACCCUGCAGAGCCGCAAACAUCACAAGAACAAAGACACUGCUGUGGCUCCUGCUGCUGCAAACACAACCGCAGCAGCAGCAAAUACCACAGACGUCUCGGCCGCCGCCAAUAUAGCUUUUGUGGCUGCGGUUGCCAACGCUACUGCUGCAGAUGCCAACGUGACUGCCUCCAUCGAUGCAAAUGCGACCGCCGAUGCCAACGCUACUAUUUCUGCCGAUGCCAAUUCCACCUCCACUUCCACAAGUAGUGUCUCAAACAACGAGGGCGACGGCAACCGCAAUGGAACAGGUCGGAACAGUGGCAAUGACGACAACAGCGUAGACUCUCUCAUCGACGACGCUCUAGCGCUCCUCGGUGGCAUCUUCACAAGGCGCAACGCCAACGCCAACCCGGGCCCUGUUGCUCUCCCUGUUGCUGUACCCCGACCUCAACCACAUCCCGAACCGAGGUUUCGCAGGGACAGCGUGGUCCGCCGACGACACGCGGCAGCAUACCAUGAGCGGGCUUUCUGA